This is a messenger RNA of Lycium barbarum (goji berry), 1486 nucleotides long. RefSeq names its product NEP1-interacting protein-like 1. Bases 383 to 1207 code for a protein of 274 amino acids. The transcript has 4 exons. The record is from RefSeq and is a predicted model, not a curated record. Lineage: Eukaryota; Viridiplantae; Streptophyta; Magnoliopsida; Solanales; Solanaceae.
UCUGACUUUUUUUUCCUUCCCCUUUCUUUGACUCACAAAGGAGAAAAACUAGUGAUCAUCUAAAGCUCGGCAAGUGAUUCCAAUUUGUGGAUCAUUUAAACUCUCAAGCAAACAUCAAAACUUCUUUUUCUUUCUUUUUUCUCCAAACAAAGACUAGCUUACCACUUUCUCUCUCGCCUGUGAAAUUUCUGAAAAAACAAGCCACAUAUAUACAAUUCAUUCGAUAAAAAAAAAGAGGCUAUAAAUGCGAGUUUUUCUCUUGUAUGAUCUUCUUUUCACCUUCUCUAAACCAAAUAAGCAUAGACACCUUCUUCUCUUCAUAAGAUAUACAAUAGGAGUUGCGCAAAUAUAGACAUAGACAAGCCUUUUGUUCAAAGCAUCAAUGGAGAUGGAAUUAUACGCAUACCCAUCUCGUGCUUUGCCUCUUUCCUCAUCUAUUUGUUCGUUUGGCGUUCGGGAUUUGGUAGAUAGAGCCAAAGAUUUCUUCAGCUUUGCGGUAUCUGCAAUCAUUGGCACUCUCUUCUCUGCAUUCUUCACCUUCUUCUUUGCAUUAGUGGGCACAUUGUUAGGAGCAUUGACUGGAGCUUUGAUUGGCCAAGAGACGGAGAGUGGAUUUGUCAGAGGUGCUGCAGUUGGUGCCAUCUCUGGGGCUGUUUUCUCUCUUGAAGUCUUUGAGUCAUCUCUGUUACUAUGGCAGUCGGAUGAAUCUGGAAUUAGAUGUCUUCUUUACUUGAUUGAUGUACUCACAAGCCUGUUAAGUGGUCGAUUGGUACGUGAGCGGAUUGGUCCAGCAAUGCUAAGUGCAGUCCAGAGUCAGAUGGGAGCUGUUGAACUUGCAUAUGACGAGAUCCCUAACAUUUUUGAUACUGGUGGGGCUAAAGGCAUGCAUGGAGAUUCUGUUGAAAAGAUCCCCAAGAUUUUAAUUACAAAAGUUAAUAACUUGGAUGAUUCUGGAGAGAGAGUCUCUUGUUCCGUCUGCCUUCAGGUGAAUUACAUUUACACCUUUUGUUUGCUGUUCCUCCUCCUGAUAUUACAUUACUUGUUGAUCCUGAAUCCUUUUCGCUAUUUGGAUGCAUACAUACAGGAUUUUCAACUGGGAGAAACUGUUAGAUGUUUGCCACAAUGUCAUCACAUGUUUCACUUACCGUGCAUCGAUACAUGGUUGUUGAGACAUGGCUCUUGCCCGAUGUGCAGGAGGGAUCUGUAGCUGCCCCAUAAAUUAUGACAAGGUUAUAUAAUUUCAUACUUGCUUGUGGUUUCCUUAAUUCUGUUUCUUCACUUGUCCCAAUUUUCAAGGAAACCUGUGUAUUUAAUGGCGAGCAUGUGUUUUUUCGAGUUCAGUCAUUAUAGACUAUUAGUUACCUGUAAAUUGAGCUAUCAUAGUGUUCACUACUUCCACUAAGUGGUAUUCUGUAUUGAUGUCUCGUGUUUAUGGGCGUCUUGUGCUAGAAAAGGUUUUUAGUGAACAUUUUAACUUAGCAACAUA